This is a messenger RNA of Eleginops maclovinus (Patagonian blennie), 2854 nucleotides long. RefSeq names its product inner membrane protein, mitochondrial (mitofilin) (gene immt). Lineage: Eukaryota; Metazoa; Chordata; Actinopteri; Perciformes; Eleginopidae. The record is from RefSeq and is a predicted model, not a curated record. Gene Ontology annotation, biological process: cristae formation. Bases 163 to 2448 code for a protein of 761 amino acids. The transcript is spliced from 14 exons. Gene Ontology annotation, cellular component: MICOS complex.
CUUUUGACCAGGGAGGCAGUAUGCUGCACACAGGCAUUUAGCUAGCUAAUAUACAAAGAAGAAGAGUGGGAGAGAAACGAAAAGAAGGACGAGAGGAGAAAACACGUACUGCUACUGUGCAGGUUAAACUGAUUGGCACUUGAGAAACAGUGAUUUUGGACCAUGCUGAGAGCUUGUCUGAGAGGGGCUAACAGCAGCGCGCGGAAGAACUUUGGGAGAACCCCUCUGACCAAUCUGCAACCCUGCCGUCACUACACAGCGGGAGAGAGCGGCAGUGGUGCUGCUAAAGUGGUAGCGGCUGGCCUGGUGACUGUCGGAGGUGGUAUUGGAGGUACAAUACUGUAUGCCAAAUGGGAUCCCAAGUUCAGAGCAGGCGUGGAGAAAAAUGUUCCGUACUCGGACAGGCUGCUGGGUCUGGCUUUGGGACCCGCUUCUCAAUACGGCGGCCUCCCCAUCAAGAACCAGGAGAUGGCCCAGCCUCCAUCUAUGAUGGAAAAACCGCAAAAGGGGUCCAAAGCUAAGAUGGAGAAGAAGUUGAAAGAUGAGAGCCCAGCCGCUGAAGCGGGUCCUGUCCCAGCUCAGCCUGCUCCCAGCAUAGAGGAGGCUUCAACAGAGGCUACUCACAUCAUCUCAGCUAUCAGUGAAAUGUCCUCAGUCCCCGCUCCCUGCGACUCAGAGGCAGCUGCAGUGAAAGAGGAGUGCAAAGAGUGCCACGACCAUAAGGAUACUGCAUUGUCAGCGAUGGAUGAGCCUGAGCCUGUGGCAUCAGAGGCCCUGAAGGAGCGACCAGUGGAAGAAGUGACCGCUAGACUGGCUCUACAGGACCAGGAGGAACAGGAAAUCAUCACAUCUGUAUCAGCUAGUCUGGACGAGUCCCUUGCCAGCUCUGCUAAAGCUACCCUGCAGGCGAUUGGAGCUCAGGAGGCCGCACUGCAGGCUAUCGCUCAGCACACCGUCAAACUGAAGGAGGCGAUGGAAGCAGAGGUCCCGCCCGAGGAGAAGUCCGCCCAGUGGAAGGAUCUGGAAGCUUCUCUAGCUGAGAGAACCAGCGCUGUGACUUCUGCUGAAACUGCCUUGUCAAAUGCCAAUGAAGCCUUACACAGUCUGAAGGCGGUGAUUGACAGCUCCAAGGGGCUGAAGGUGGCUGCUGUGCGCCCUCUGGUUCUAGCAGCAGAGGAGAAUCUCCAUAACAUGGUGGUGGACCUGGACAAAGUGGUAACCAAGGUGCAGUCUUCAGAGUCAGAAGCUAAGAUUGUCUCCCAGUACAGUGAGCUGGUUAAUGAAGCCAAACUACAGUUCCAGAGGGAGGUGACCAGCCUCACUCCAGAGAUCCAGGCCAACUGGAAGGGGCUCACUGGAAAGCUGUCGGAGGAUGACCUGAACGCGCUGAUCGCCCACGCUCACCGUCGCAUCGACCAGCUGAACCGAGAGCUGGCGGAGCAGAGGGUCCGGGAGCAGAUCCACAUCGACGCUUCGCUGGAGCAGCAGAAGCUGGAGGACCAGAAGGCCCUGGAGAAGGCUGUGAGCACCGCCCUGCAGCACGUCAAGGAGGAGGCCCGGCUGGAGCAGGAGAGGAAGCUGUCUGAACUGAGGGAGGUGAUGGAGGCGGAGAUGAGGACCCAGCUGAGGCGGCAGGCAGCGGCUCACACAGACCACGUCCAGGACGUCCUGAAGGUGCAGGAGCAGGAGCUGAGAGCCGACGCUGAGCAGGUGCUGAGCAGGAAGAUGCUGGAGCAGGAGACCAGCUACCGGCAGCUGAGCCAGGAGCAGCUGGACAACUUCACUCUGGAUAUGAACACGGCCUACGCCAGGCUGAAGGGGGUGGAGGAGGCCAUCGACAGCCACGUGUUGGCGGAGGAGGAGGCCCGUAAGGCGCACCACCUGUGGCUCUCUGUGGAGGCUUUGAACUUCACGCUGAAGACGGCGGAGGCGGACGUGCCCACGCAGCCCCUGCAGGGCGCUGCCCAGGCUGUGCGGGACAGCUGCCAUGACAACGACUUCGCUCUGGCCCUGGCCUCGGCGCUGCCCGAGGAGUCGCUGCAGCGUGGCGUGUACAGCGAGGCGUCUCUGCGCGCUCGCUUCCACGCUCUGCGCUCGCUGGUCCGCCGCGUCGCUCUCAUCGAUGAAUCUCACAACUCUCUGUACCAGUACUUCCUGUCCUACAUCCAGGCUGCACUGCUGUUUGAGGACAAACACCAAACCCCCCCCACCCAGUUGAGCAGUGAAGACCUGGAUCCCUUCAAGCUUCUGGCUUACGCUAGCUUCUGCUUAGAGCACGGGGACCUGGAGCUCGCAGCCAAACUGGUGAAUCAGCUGAGAGGAGAGGCCCGCCGAGUGGUCGAGGACUGGCUGACUGAAGCCCGGCUCACGCUGGAGACCCGGCAGGUGGUCAGCCUGCUGUCGGCCUACGCUAAUGCUGUGGGCUUAGGAACCACCCAGGCCCCGUAGGCUGGUCCUAACCUGGCCCCCUAAAAGGAACUGUCACUGAGAAUGUGUGAGGAGUCUCUGCAGCGGUGGAGCCUGUGGAGGAAGAGAGCUGGAAGAUGCUAGAAGAGGUUUCCAGUGGUGUAUUCCUUUUGAGGUGGCUCAAGUUAACGGCGUGGUAAAUGUUCAGAUACAACAGAAGUUUAUUUGUUUUAAAGCACUAAGUCACUGUGGAGGAUAAUUUGUAUAAUAAAAUGAACGCACCUUCUCCCCUAGUCCCGUCUAUCCAGGCCCACAGCCUUUGGUUCAGGUAUUUAUUUUUAACCAACCCCCCCCCCACCGGCCUAAUUCCCCCACUGAUUAAAGAAUAUGUAAUACUUCUUUUGUUUGUCACAGCUGCAUAUGUUUCAAUAAAUCAUGAAGAAUGGUA